Molecule: messenger RNA, 372 nt
Organism: Monoraphidium neglectum
Lineage: Eukaryota; Viridiplantae; Chlorophyta; Chlorophyceae; Sphaeropleales; Selenastraceae
Product: glutathione S-transferase
Exons: 4
Coding region: 1-372 (123 amino acids)
Source: RefSeq, a predicted model, not a curated record
AUGUACCGUGCGAUGGACGUUUCCGAGAGGGCGCGCCAGAUCAAGCAGAUCGCGUUCCAGCUGGACGUCCUUGAAUCGAUCUGCGCGGGGCCUUACCUCGCGGGAGAUCAGAUCACGACGGCAGACAGCGCUGUGUUCCCCACUGUGGUGUUCAUGGUGCAGAUGCUACCCGACGUGUUUGGCUGGGCGGACGUCUUUGCGGGCCGCCCUAAGCUCGCGGCCUGGUGGCGCGCGCUGCAGGACGACCCGGCCGCGGCGCGGGUCAUUGGCGAGGUGCAGGGCGGCCUGAAGGGAUGGGUGGACAGGGACAGGUGGACCGAGCUGGGGAUCCGCGAGCAGGUCAAGGACACCAGCUACCAGUGGGCUUACUGA